AUGCCGAAGAUCAACAGACCUCCCAAGACCAUCGAUACAAAUGCCUUUCUCACCAAUUGGCUUACUCCGUAUCUAGUCAUACCAGAAACGACUCGUACUUUCAAACCAUCAGACCACACUGAUCAGGGUAGAGUAUUGAAGAUUCUCAGUGUUGAAAGAAGAGCACAAAAAGAUGGCCUCUAUAGAGUCCAGAACGGACUCAAGGUAAUCGUGUGUGAUGCCAAUGUUAAGGUAUUUGCCGUGUUGACUCCGGACGCUAUCUGCCAAUAUGAGAAUACGGAACGAUGUCGAGUUACCAAGAGCUUGAUUAACUCGGAGAUUCUAGUUUAUGAUUUGGGGGUGAAAUUUAUAGAGGAAAGUGAUGCAUUGAGGGAUUAUGGAUUUAGAGUGACGGGAGAUAGAGAACACGAAGGAGAAUUGCGCAGAUACGCUACGAUAUAUAUAGAGAGGUUCGAGUUAUUUAGUCGAGAUAGAUGUAUGCCUAGAGAUGAGGGAAUGAUACCGUUUUUAUACGGAUGUAUUAAGUACAGGAACCGGUAUUUCUUGGAGUACUUGGGGGAGACAUAUGAUGAUUUAAACAGUGUUUAG
Messenger RNA from Brettanomyces nanus, 588 nucleotides. RefSeq lists its product as uncharacterized. Gene Ontology annotation, cellular component: telomerase holoenzyme complex; chromosome, telomeric region. Gene Ontology annotation, molecular function: telomeric repeat DNA binding. NCBI's taxonomy places the organism in Eukaryota, Fungi, Ascomycota, Pichiomycetes, Pichiales, Pichiaceae. The record is from RefSeq and is a predicted model, not a curated record. Bases 1 to 588 code for a protein of 195 amino acids. Gene Ontology annotation, biological process: telomere maintenance via telomerase. The transcript has a single exon.